AAAAAAGCUUUUCGGAUUUAGCGGAAGGUUGGGAUUAAAAAGAAAGGAAGCUUAACGUUCUACGAUAAAGACUCUAAUUGAUAUGUAUUCAGAGACCUUAUUUUUCAUUCAAAAGUUGUUUGUAACUAACAACGCCAUUCGUUUCUUGCUUCAUUAUCGUUAUUUAGGUCAGGGCCUGCAACCCUGCCAGCUAGAAUGUCAACGAAGCCAUUAAAAACACCCCGGACAUUAGGAAAUAGAUCCAAUUUUGAUGAAAUAUAUACUCUUGGGAAUGAAUAAUCUGUAUUUCCGAAAUAAUUGAAAACCAGGAACAGAAAUUUGCUAAAUAUUCAUGCUUUGACACUUAAAGACACAUUAUAGACAACAGAAUCCAUUUUAAUUACUGUGAAAACACUUGUUCGGUGCAGUCAAAACAGAACUCAGCAUCACACAGUUCACCACGGAUGGAAAUCUCAUUUCUUCGCACUGAAAACAAUGCCUUCGAGAAUCGGGUAAGUUUUAAAUCUAACAAAUUAUCUUCGAUAAGGACUGCAAAAAUACGGAAAUUAAAUAAUCCUGAAUUCGACGUUUUCGAAGUAACAGCAAAUGAAUACGUUUAGCUUGAGAUGGCGUCGAAAAAAAACCAGUGUUUGCCAAAUAGAAAAGCGAAACUGAUUUGUUCGACGAUAAAUGCACGCCAUGUCAAACGACCAUUUCGACGGCUAAACAAGAUGUAAUUUUUUCGUAAACAGUUUCAAAACUAGCUCAUCUUUAUUCAUGUUUGCUUUAUCGUCUUAUAUACCGCAAAAACGGUAUCGUCCUCAGUGGGUUUUCGCUUAUCUCAUAGCAAUACUCCAACCGCAGUACUGUCAACAACAUAGUCUAUGGUCGGUUUAUGGUUUCCCCACCCCAAAGUGUGGCCCUGAUAUUUCGAAGAUGGUAUAAUUUCAAUCACAAUUCGGUCGUCAUUACCUUCUUGAGGAUGUCACUCGGUGACAAUACCAAAAUUUAACGAACCAGGUUUCAAUCGCUUAGAGCCACUUAAAUACAAUAGCUGAAAGUCCUUGACUACUUCAUUAUUUAUGACUGAGGUCCUACUUGAAACCAUUUAAGUCUGCUUUAUAACCAUAGUCAAUUCGCUCUUAAAAUAGAAAGUCAACAAUGGAUGAGGGUCGAACGCCUCCCAGGAAAACUUACGAGGCAAUAAUCUUUUUAACGACUUUGUCUGUGCUACAGAUUAAUCUACAUGCUACCAGUACUAUUUUAUCCUGUAAAAACAAAUUCGUCUAGUAUACUUGAAAGCGCCGCAAAUUAUUUCAGCGACGAGGUGAUAGCAAUUGAACAUCGCCGGAUGGCAGAAUCUUUUUUUCAAUUUACACCAGUUUCAUAAUAAGAUGGUUUCUACCGACAGGUAUCAAUUAAGGAAUUUUCAAGACAAUAUGCGAAAUUUCCACAGUUUCUAUAUUGACAUAAUUUGAGGUAGAAAAGGUGUCGAUAGUUUUCAAAAAGCGAACAUCGCCAAAAGAUAAUGACUUGGAUAUAUUUUGUGGCCAUGAUUAAUGUCGACAGGUUUGUAAAAAGCCCAGUGGUGUUUACAGGGCAUUCCUUUUUUUCAGUGUGUUUGGCCAUUUAUUAUUGAACAUCUUAAAUCUUUUUUCAAGCUGCGUAAUUAGUCACCCGCUCACAUACGCCAAGCCAUGCCGGAAAAUGGAAAUUGUGAAAAUGAUUACACAUCCGAGGCGUCAGUCACUACAGUAUUGAGAAAUCCAAACAAGAAUAAAAGUGGCGAGCGUUUUGUUUCCAUUUAUUCAAAAAGGCAAAAAUCCGCAACAAUGGCAAAACAGAAGGACAUCCAAGUGACAAAACAGGUUUUUAGAAGAACUUAGCUAUUGUUAUCAUUGCAAUCUAUUUUAUCUUUUUUUUUUUUGCUAUCGAGAUGGUUAAAAAUGAAUGGCGCGGACAAAGUACAUUUGAGGAAUAGGUUUUGAUGAUCGGUUGACUUUUAGAGUGACAGGCGCAAGAUUGAUUUGACUUCCACCGCAGAGCUAUCCGAGGUGUUGUUUAUCAAUACUGAAAAAAGUUUAUGAAAAAGACAGCUUACGGAAUGAGAGAUGCAGAGAUGUUGAAGACCCUGAGUUUGAUAAGCCAAUGAUUGUGGAGAGUUUGAAGGAACUGCAAAACGUAAAAUCGAAAUUUGCAAACGAAGCUGAUUGCGAGGUCGAGUUUUUUCUCGUUAAUUAAUCCUUUGUUUCUUCUGAAAAAUUUGAUACAAUUUUGAUUUGUCAGUGUUGCAGUCAGGUUACAAAAUCCCAAUUUAGUGGUUUCAUCUACUACUUUGUAAGCUUAACAGAGCAAAUAAAAUUGCCACAAUUUACAAGUUUUAUUAUUGAGGAGAAAAGAUAAAAAUAUAUUUUCUAGGACUGAAAUAUACAAAUAUUUGCUAAUGUUUAAGCACCAUAGUAGCCGAUGGCAAUAUACGCGACAGAUUUUAAUCCCUUCGUCCUUUCAUAUAGCACUUCAGUCACAAAAAUAUUGCGGUACGCAAUUUUCGUUUCUAAUUUGUUUCACCUGGAGAAGGUUAAAAUUGACAGACUAGAAAGCGAAUGAGAAAUGAAGGGAGUGCAUGAAGUGUGGCCUGCAUAAAUCAAAUAUUGAUAGUUCAUUAUUGACAGGAAAGGAAGAGAAAAUACAAAAGAUAAAUGCUGUCCUAUAAAGAAAGCUUGAGUGGCAUUGUGCAAGUUUUGUCGUUUAUCGAGGCGAAGUCAAAUUGGAUUUGAAAAAAGUUUUUGUUUUGAUUAAGGUUGUGUUUUAGAAAUUCACGAUAAACAUUAAGGGAAUGAACUUAGCUGCUCUGAGUUGCCCCGCAGAUAGCUGGCGUCGAAGUGACUGCGAUUUCCUGGGUUGAUUCAACACCCCCUUUUUGCAUUUUUACCUUGGCCUGAAGGAAAUGAGGCUGUUUCAAUUCGUCUAGAUAAUAUUUUCGUUUUAGACAACACACCACCCACAGCGACCUUAUGAAGAAGCGUAAUGUCAGGACAAAAGAAACCUAUAUUCGUAUACAGAAGGCACUUAAUUCUUGGCAUCAUACUAACUUAACUUGAAAAUUUGUCAGUGAAAUUUAUUGCUUCAGAGUCAUAAACUGCACUAUCUCAACAAUAAAUAUUUCACAAAGGACACGGUAAUUCUAUUCAGAUUCGUGACUGCACUUUCGUUUAUUAAUUUAACUCAGUGUGACCUUAAAACCGCCUUUGAAAACAACACAGUGUUUUCACGAAGCCUUAUGUUAUAGUAAUCUAUUCGUCACUAUACUGUGACUGAAAAAAUACUGAUUGAUAAUACAAUUUCCUGAUGACUUCUAAAACCAAGCCUCAAUUGCAAUUAUAAAUUCUUGUGCCUUUUCUUCCAUCCUUCAAUGCUACAAUUUUGGAGUUUAAAAACACUGAUUUGGCGCCAGUUACAAUAUAAAAUGAAAAAAAAACUACCAUUUUGAUUGCUCUUCUGGACAGAUUUAUCGAAAAUGAAGACAUAACGGAGAGUUCUUUUGGUUGACCAAGGAAAACCAAAACAAAAAUUUUCCAAGAAAAUAUAUCAAACCUCUCUUGUGAUAUCUAUCAGUUUUGAUAUGAAUCAAAGUGAUUUAAAAUAAUUGUUUUGGAAGUUAGUUAAAAUGCUUUUCCACCUAAACAGCAUAAUACAAAACAUGACGGGAAAAAUUUGAUUAAGUUCAUUAACUUUUGUAGGCGCUGCCAGGUGAUUUCAACCCCUAAACUUAAAAUUAACAAAAGAACUGUUCCUCUAUGUGUUUGAAGCUCUUUUGAGACACCAAACUCGAGGUUUCAUUACUGGUUUUGACCAGGAAAACACAGUAUUCUAGAAUUUCUCAGCCGCGUUUGGGACAACAAUUCUGCUCCCGAAAAAUUUUAAUAAUAAUGGGCUUGGAACGGAAAAAACGUGUUCUUAAUUAACGUCAAUUAUGCCGGAGUCUCGGUUGAAGGGAAAUGCCUUGGACCCUGCUGUUCCGUGGACGCUUAAAAUUCUCGAUUCUGGCAAAUUUCCUCAGCGCCGUGAUGCGUGUAUCUCCAUACAGUUUUAAGAAUGCUGUAUGCUGCUAUACAGUAUGCUCAUGAUAUUCAGAAAACGAGCCCCAACAGUUUAGUAAUAUUUGUAUCGAUAGAUGAAGCCACACUUUGGAAUAUUGUAGGUACAACUUUAUUGACCAUAAUCACCAGCUUGAGGGAACAUUUUGAUAAUACACCGAAGACAGUGCUUAGAUUGGAAUUUACUAGAACGGUACUCAUGAAGAUGAACUGUAGAGUAUUCGUUUCCCUUGUUUUGAUUGGCCACCACUACAUUAAUGUCCAAAAUGCUCAUUUUUUCAAUUAGUAAAACGAAACCGCGUAAAAAACACAAUAAUUUCCUCAGUGUUUAAGUGGUCGGCAUUUGUUUUAGUUUUCAUCUGCUAUCCAUUCGUUUUAGGCCGGUGAUUGCUACUGAAAGCCAUCAGUUAUCCCGGGUGCAGAUCGAGAAAGAAACAUUGCUAAAUGGGGACUUAAUGUUAAUUAACACCUCAUGCGAAUCUUUAUAACAAGCAUUAGCCCCAUUAUGUUUGAGCCUCGCAACCGUUAAACAAAAUGACAAGAACUUGAUGGAACAUAAUCUUGUGCUUGUCAAAACUGCAUGUUGCAUAUUUGAAACUCUUCAACAUUUCGUUUAAAAGACGUGAGGCGCUAGAUUAAGGCCAGAGGAAAUCUAAUUAGUAACUUGGUUUUUCGCACAUUAAUUUGCUCACCAGCUGCAUGUGGAAAACAGCCAAGACUUUACUUUGACACCGAGCCAGCGGAGAAUGUUUAUUCACGAGAAUACUCCAUGAUGAAGGUCACGAGUCGUGUUACAAGCCCUGUUAAGCAGUGUUAAGAACUGAGGACUCUUUAUGCCGUCAAAACAAAGCCUGUCUGUUCUAAUUUCAGAUUUCAGAAAACACUUCAAUUUAGAGAAUUAACCAGAUGACCUGUUGGUGUGUUUAAGAUAGCAGAUACAGUGCUGACGUGCGGAUAAACUUCAUUUACAUACUUCACAUAACUUGUACAAAAAUAAAUAUAUAAAACUUCACCACCAGCCACGAUUAUUGUCAGAUUCUCCAACACAGCCGGACUACGACGACGUUCAGUUGUUCCGAAAUCGAAAGAGUACAUCAGAAGCCAAGAGCUUGGCACAAUUUACUGACCUGGCGGAAAGUUUAAAGUUGUGAACUUUCAAGUUUAAGCGUUCAAUAAGAGGGUACUUUUCUUUGGGCUGCUGUCGACACCUUACUGUUUUAAAACCAUGCCAAACAUCACUGAACCGACGGAAACUAUAGAGCUAGAAGACAAAGUGAAACCGGGGUUCUACGCAGUGGCUUUUAUCGUGGGGCUCCUUGGAAACUUGCUCGUCAUAAUCAUUGUAGCAGCGAGACGACACCGCCGAACUGCAAAUGAUAUUUUCAUCCUCAACCUGGCCAUUAGUGACCUCGUGUACCUGUUUGUCUGCCUUCCCACGAACGUCUACAUGAUGUUUGCAGACAUUCAGUACGACCUGUUUUGCCGUUUGAUCUGGCCUUUAAUGACUGUGACAGUAAACCUCAGCAUAUUCACCCUAACAUCAAUGGCUGUUUUUCGGUGCCACGUUAUUUUGAAUCCUUUCAAGCCGGAAUUGAGCCAUCGCUAUGUGCUUCUUUGGAUCCUGGGAAUUUGGCUGCUUGGCCUUGUUCUUGUCAUUCCCUUGCUACUGGUGACAAAACCAAAACUUGCUGAGCCACAAGGCUGCACUGAGGUCUGGCCUUCCUUCGCAUACCGACAAGCUUACACUGCCAGCCUCUCCGUGCUGCAAUUUAUGCUUCCGCUGACCAUUAUUGCUGUCGCAUAUGUACGGAUCGGCCUCGAUCUAGUACGUCAAGGGAGACAUCAGGUCCCGGAUGGCAUGGCUAAUCAGGAGAGAAGGCGAGAGAACAUGCAAGUGAUUAAAACUCUAGCAACAAUUGUGAUUUUAUUCGCCAUUUGUAUGCUGCCCGCCCAGCUCGCCUGGCUUCUUCACGAUUUUGCUUUAGAAGAUAACCAAAGCCUGGUAGCCUUCCUGUUUAGCUUCUCUCCAUCUCUGCUGUAUUUCCACAGCUGUUUGAAUCCAAUUGUUUAUGGCACGCUGACCAAGCACUUCAGGCAUGGUUAUAUUCGAUUCUUUUCCUAUAUAUUCUGCUGUGGAUUUUUCGAACUUUUCAAAAGAGAUUCGUCCUCAGGACGCCUAGGUAUCAACAAGCUGUGUGCGUCCUGGGGCGACAGGAAGGAUAAAAGUGAUGAAUGGAUACAACGAAACAACAAUACCGAGACAAUAUCAUUACAUGAAGAACUAUUGCAACACGGUGGGGCAGUGAUGGUGCCAAUCGAGAAAGAAACUGUCGUUUAAUUUCCAAUUCGCAUACACAUGUGUAGCUAUGUAUUUUUAAAUACCCUUAGUUUUUUGUCGCUUCCCUAUUUCAGGUCAACCAAACACACGGGACAGAUUAUCCUACCGUCAUAUUCCAAACAUUAUAAGAUAAGGCCCAAACCUUUAUAUUUUCAAGACUUCUGCUUCAGUGUAUUUUCAAGGAUGUAGCGGGCUUGCUGUUACACGGAACGACUUUUGUGCUUACUGAAACAUGAUUUGGCAGGGACUUAUUUUCAGAUUUUUUGAGUCUUAUAAAUCAAUUAAGAGACAUUGUUGAGUGUAUUAUCAAGAGGUAGAAAUGAGUUCAACUUUGUGCGAUAAUUGCAAAAAUUGUAACAAAGUUGCUUAUACUAUCAGUCACGGCGCUUUUCAAACAUUUUGCACCAGUAAGAUGACAAGAGAAUAUUGCCCGACUAUUACUUUGUUUACACGGAUGCAAAUAAAGACUGCAUUUGAUUUUUUAGUCGUCAGUUUUGGUCACUCUAAACAUAAUACUUCUGCAUUGUGGGGGAGCUACAGAUUGAAAUUAAUUUAUCAUCCUUCAAGAGUCCUAUACCUUCUUUAUCUUAUUUUCUGGGUGGGGUCGAGGCUGUUUUUGGAAGUUUGACGGUAGAUGCCACGUUAUAUGGCUGAGACUAAUCAAUAACCCCUGGAUUGGAUCUUCCGCUAAUGGCCGGGCAUGGGUUGUUGUUGUUUUUUUUUUUUUUUCUGUCCAAGAGUGAGUUCCUAACAGUAGAUUUUAUUGGACUGAUUUGUUACAAAUUACCCACCUGUGAUUUGUUUUUUACUCAAGUUAGGAAUUGUGGUAUCAUCUGUGAUUCCCACGUGUGAAGUGAAUGAGUUGUAGUGUUUCUAAUCUCGGAGGCAGUCUUAGGCCCAGUUCAUACGUCGCAUUUCUGCCGUGUCGAAUUCAAUUCAAUUAAGUG
Molecule: messenger RNA, 7361 nt
Organism: Orbicella faveolata
Lineage: Eukaryota; Metazoa; Cnidaria; Anthozoa; Scleractinia; Merulinidae
Product: putative neuropeptide Y receptor type 6
Biological process (GO): G protein-coupled receptor signaling pathway
Cellular component (GO): plasma membrane
Molecular function (GO): G protein-coupled receptor activity
Source: RefSeq, a predicted model, not a curated record